CUUUCUCUAUUUACUAGAUAUUACCGCGGAGCAGUUGGUGCACUACUCGUGUAUGAUAUUGCAAAACACCUGACGUAUGAAAAUGUAGAAAGAUGGUUACGAGAAUUACGGGACCAUGCUGACCAGAAUAUUGUGAUCAUGUUAGUGGGAAAUAAGUCAGACUUAAGGCAUCUGCGUGCUGUUCCAACUGACGAGGCUAAAGCGUUUGCUGAAAGAAAUGGCUUAUCUUUCAUUGAAACAUCCGCUUUAGAUUCAACUAACGUUGAGACAGCGUUUCAAAACAUAUUAACAGAAAUAUACAGAAUCGUAUCGCAAAAACAGAUACGAGACCCACCUGAAGGUGAUACAAUCCGGCCACAAAAUGUAGAACAAAUUGAAGUCAAACCAACGAUGAAUGCUGAGGGAGUGCGUAAGCAGUGCUGCCAGUGACUCACCUUGUUGCUUAAAAUGUGUGUACACAUAUAUACAGUAUGAAUAUCAUGGAAGUACAGUUGGGGAUAAUAUUUAAUUUCUAACGGAAAAGAUUUUGUUUAUGAUGCAGUAAAAAGUUUCUGGAAUGAUCAUUUGUAUAAUAGGAUAGAUUUAAUAUAA
Molecule: messenger RNA, 591 nt
Organism: Trachymyrmex septentrionalis
Lineage: Eukaryota; Metazoa; Arthropoda; Insecta; Hymenoptera; Formicidae
Product: ras-related protein Rab-11A-like
Exons: 2
Biological process (GO): exocytosis
Cellular component (GO): recycling endosome
Molecular function (GO): GTP binding; GTPase activity
Source: RefSeq, a predicted model, not a curated record